Molecule: messenger RNA, 2993 nt
Organism: Cinara cedri
Lineage: Eukaryota; Metazoa; Arthropoda; Insecta; Hemiptera; Aphididae
Source: the annotation of a GenBank genome assembly
AAGAAUAUGAACAACAUGUGGAUUAUGGAAUAGGACAUGGGUACAUAAUUUUGCCGCCGAAUUUCAUGAUUGGUAUCUUAAACCACUAGUUCGAUGCUUAAACCACUGUCCGUGGGUUAAAAAAAAGUUAAUUUUGGUUAAUAAUCUAUGACGUCUUUUUUCUAUUAAGAUAACUAAGGUACCUAUAUCUUAAUUCGUGAUCUAAGUUUAUAUUAAAUGUUAAUGUUAUUGAAUAUAAAUAGUAAAUAAUUUAAAAAAUAUAAACAGAUUGACCGGCCAAUAACUGCAGUUCAAUGCAUAAAAAGAAAAGAAAUCGGUGAAUUCUUUGAUUUUUGAUUUUGCCUUCGACAUAAUUUUGAUAUUUUGGGUAAGUAAUUAAUGCCUAAUUUUAUUAUAAAAUUGUAUUAUUUUAUUCUUAAAGUGUGUUCCGGAAUUAAAUGAUUCGUUCUUUAACAUUAAAUUAAUUUGUGUUCUAUGCAUCAUAAUUCAUAAACUAUUUGUCGGUGUGUCGUAUUGACAUUUUAAUAUUUAGCGCCCACCUAGUUUUCCAUUUAAAAAUGUGUUCAAGUACACAUUAUAUAAUUAUAAGUCAAUACAUAUACAAUAAUAAUAACACACACAUACAUCAAAAGAAUUUUCCAAAAUCAUAUUAUUCUUGUCAUCAAAUUUUAUAAUAUAACUUUAGAUAUCACUCAAGGGUUUAAAUACACUACCUAUAAUUUAUAAAUAUCAUUUGAGAUAUUCAAUUGUUUUUAAAAAUAGUGUCCUUUCUUUGUGGUGUUGACUAUUGAACAUUAAUCUUGCUCCUUUUAUCAGUCUUCAAUUAUUACAUUUUUAAACUUUGAAUUAUAAUAAAAAGGUAAUUUUAUUUUAUGGAAAUUCAUUGGAUAUAAGAAAAAUAAUAUUAGAUUGUUGCUAUUUGUUUUUAAAUUUGUAUCCAAAUUAAAUUAAUCAGUUUUUAGUCACAAUUCAAAACAAUUAGAUACUUUUUGUGUUCCAUUUGAGAAUUUAAAACAAUUAAGGUAUGAUUGCUAUAAAUUGAUAUAGUUACUUACUUAAGAAUUUAGUACCUAUAUAUAAGUAUAUCUAAUAGGUAUUCGUUAUUUUUAAUAAUAUUGAUCUAUUUUCAUAUAUUGGUGUUUUUAUAUAUAAAUAUAAACAAUAGUCUCCUAUUAUUAUAAGUAGUAAGCUUUUAGCGAACAUUUUUCUCUAAUUAUUUUAAUUAUCUACAUACUAUUUUAUAUUCAUCAUUAGCAAGCGAAGAAAAUAUUUUGGGGGUAAAGGAGGUUUAAAGUUGUAUACUAUCAUACUUGUAUAAUAAAGAAGUUUACAUAUUUUCAAUUGUAGGACUAUUUAUUUUUAAUUCAAAAGUGUCAAUAUUUUAUAACAUUCACUUUUAGCCUUUUAGGUACCUAUUACUAGAUUUUACAUUUAAUAUUUUUUUAGUGAUUUUAGCAUAAAUGAUAACGUAAUUCAUACUGUAGUAUAAAAUUAAAAUAUAACCAAAAUUGUAUUUAUCUUCCUCAUUGACAGAAAUCACUUUUAAGACUUAAAAAUCUACUUUCAUCAUAAUUUACAUGAAAUUUUGGAGGGGUUGAACUUCUACAUUUCCCCUUCUUGUAACUCCCCUGAUCAUUUAAAUAAUUUAAAACAAUUAAAUUACUAUGUUUAUUUAUGGUUUUUAUUAUUUAGGUACUCAUACAGUGUAGGAUCAUUCUACUAUCAGUUGAAUACUCAUGACAAGAAUGGCUUACAACGAUAAACAUAAACAAUUUUUACAUUAUUUCAUGCAUGAAAGAAUGGUAGCUCAAAAAGAUGCUCAAAAUAUAAACAACAUUUUGUUUCCAAAUACGGAUCUUAGCAACACUAUUAGUUUUAUAAACAGUAAAAUUGCUCCCCUUGAAUUCAAAAUCAACAAAGUUGUAUGUGAACAAAAUGGAGACAAUAUGUAUGUAUUUAUUGCUACGUUUGUUGAAGACUUCAAUGCUAAACAAGAUCCAACAAAAGUAAUUUUUAGCGAGCUUGUUAAAUCUAUUAUUGAUGCCGAUGGAUCUAUACAGUAUGAUGAAUUAAUGUUGAAGUUCAAUAACCAAUUAUUAACAGAUAAUAUGAUUGAUAACUUUUUUACCAACAAAUAUUUAAUUACUGAUGAAAACAAAAGUAUCUUCCUGUCUCCUUUAGCCAUUAGUGAACUAGAAGGAUAUUUAGCUGAAAACUAUCAAAACAAAAGAUGUACAAGUUGUAUGGGCUUUGUUGGACAUGGAUUAAAAUGUCAUUCAUGUGAACAAUUUGCACAUGGGCAUUGUCUAACAGCAUAUUUCAAAAGGUUAGGUAAUAAUAAGUGUCCAAAGUGUUCUAAAAAUAUACAUGUUGAUUGGGAACCUAUAACUAUCUUUAAUGAAUUACAAUGAAAAAUGUAAAAUUAAUAUAAAUUUUGAUAACAUAUUCAGUGUAAUUUUUUUUCAAAUUUUAUAACUACAUACCUUAAAAACUUAUUCUUGUUUAAUGAUUAAAUUUUAACUAUUUAUUACAUAAUAUGUAUAUGUUUUUUUAUUAAUUUAUCUUUUUUUUUUUAUUUUAUGACAACCAUGUGUUAGAUUGACAUAAAAGAUGAGCAGUUAAAACACUUAGCUUGCUGUCUGAACUUUUUACCACAGUUAACUACUAAUUACUUUAUGACAUUGUACAAAUUUAGUAUAUAUUUUCUUUGUUACAACCUCAAAUUUUAAAAAUAUUUUAUGGAUGAAAAAUGGGUAAGAAAAACCAUAAAGUCUUAUUAGGUUAAGUAAAUAAAUUACAAAAUAAAAUUCUGUGUAUUACCUGUCAUAAAAAUACUUGCUGGUGACAGGAUGAGUAUAUUGCCAGUUUUAUUCAACUACAAAAAUCUUUGAAAAAAGUAAUCUUACAAUCUAGUAAAGAUUAUCUUUAAUGCUUUUGUUAACACCUUAUAUUUUUAAUAAUUUAAAGGAUUCCAAGUAUGAAAAUUAAUAAAU